Monodelphis domestica (gray short-tailed opossum) is the source of this 5491-nucleotide messenger RNA. RefSeq lists its product as uncharacterized. Gene Ontology annotation, biological process: regulation of DNA-templated transcription. The record is from RefSeq and is a predicted model, not a curated record. Gene Ontology annotation, molecular function: RNA polymerase II cis-regulatory region sequence-specific DNA binding; DNA-binding transcription factor activity, RNA polymerase II-specific. Lineage: Eukaryota; Metazoa; Chordata; Mammalia; Didelphimorphia; Didelphidae.
ACCGGAGAAGGGGAGGGCCAACCCCAAGGCGAUGCUGAGGCCUUCGGGAAACCGGAAGUAAGGAUCAUCGCUCGUUUCCCCUCCGGGCUCCACUUCCAAAGCUAUUCUCGCCUGUGUUUUUAGUCCGCCUGGGGAACUUCCUCCGCCCGGCACCUCCGGCCUAGAGACAAGGCCGGGAAAAGAUGGAGUAGCUUCACCAGAUGGACUUGCUGGGGGUACUUUGCUGACUCUAUAAGGAACUUAGAAUCCCAGGGAUGGCCUUGGAAAAGGACAGACUCCCAACUCAGGAAGUGGUGACGUUCAAGGAUGUGGCUGUGGACUUCACAAGGGAGGAGUGGCGCCUCUUGUCCCCUCCCCAGAAGGAGCUGUACAAGGAGGUGAUGUUGGAGAAUGCCUGGAACCUCCUCUCUGUGGGUCUGCCAGCUCCCCCAGAGGACGUGAUCUCUUCUUUGGAGCAGAGGGAAGCCCCAUGGAUGCUGGAGCAAGAAGGCCUGAGGAGCUGCUGCCCAGGAGAUACGAUGUCUGUAAUGAAGACUAAUCCAACUGAGAUGAGCCUUCCUGUGAAAGAAUUGGACCUACAAAGAUUCAUUAGUCAUGGUCCCAAUAACUUUGCUUUCAGAGAAUUCUGUGUUCUACCUCAAAACUCAUCUCGUAUUGAACAUCAAAGAAUGCACACCAAGGAAAAAUCUAGUGUAAAUUAUGCGUGUGGAAAGACUUUUAUGCACAGGGACAUUCUUCCUAGAUAUCAGAAUAUCUCUAUUGGGGAGAAAUCUUAUGAAUGCCAGCAGUGUGGGAGGAGUUUCAGGCAGAGCUCCAGUCUUGCUGUACAUCAAAGAAUCCACACCGGGGAGAAACCUUAUGAAUGCAAGCACUGUGGAAAGACAUUCAGUUGGAAUUCCCAUCUUGCUCUACAUCAGAGAAUCCACACUGGGGAGAAACCUUAUGAAUGCCAGCAGUGUGGAAAGGCAUUCAGUUGCAACUCCCAUCUUGCUGUACAUCAAAGAAUCCACACUGGGGAGAAACCUUAUGAAUGCAAGGAGUGUGGAAAGAAAUUCAAACAGAGCUCUGCUCUUUUGGUACAUCAGAGAAUCCAUACUGGUGAGAAAUCUCAUGAAUGCAAGCAAUGUGGUAAGACAUUCAGUCAGAAAUCCCAUCGUGCUUUACAUCAGAGAACCCACACUGGGGAGAAGCAUUAUGAAUGCAACCAGUGUGGAAAGACAUUCAGUAUGACCUCUGCUCUUGCUGUACAUCAGAGAAUCCACACUGGGGAGAAACCUUAUCCGUGCAACCAAUGUGGGAAGAAAUUCAGUCAGUUAUCACAUCUUACUAUACAUCAGAGAACCCACACUGGAGAGAAACCUUAUGAAUGCAAGGAGUGUGGAAAGGCAUUCAUUUGCAGCUCCAUCCUUGCGGUACAUCAGAGAAUCCACACUGGGGAGAAACCAUAUGAAUGCAAUCACUGUGGAAAGACAUUCAGUUGCAUCUCCAAUCUUGCUGUACAUCAGAGAAUCCAUACUGAGAAGAAACCUUAUGAAUGCAAGCACUGUGGAAAGACAUUCAGUCAGAGAUACCAUCUCACUUUACAUCAGAGAGCUUAUACUGGGGAGAAGCCUUUUGCAUGCAAGCAAUGUGGAAAGACAUUCAGUCAGAGCUCCACUCUUGCUGAACAUCAGAGAAUCCAUACUGGGGAGAAACCCUAUGAAUGCAAGCACUGUGGAAAGGCUUUCAGUUGCAGCUCCACUCUUACUGUACACAAGAGAAUUCACACUGGGGAGAAACCUUAUGAGUGCAAGCACUGUGGAAAGACAUUCAGUUGGAGCUCCAAUCUUGCUAAACAUCAGAGAAUUCACACUGGAGAGAAACCUUAUGAAUGCAAGCACUGUGGAAAGGCAUUCAGUCAGAACUCCCACCUUGCUCUACAUCAGAGAAUCCACACUGGGGAGAAACCUUAUGAAUGCAAGCAUUGUGGAAAGACAUUCAGUUGCAGCUCUACUCUUGCUGUACAUCAGAGAACCCACACUGGGGAGAAACCUUAUGAAUGCAAGCAGUGUGAAAAGACAUUCAGUUGUAGCUCUCAUCUUUCUGUACAUCAGAGAAUCCACAUUGGGGAGAAACUUAAUAAAUGCAAUUGAUGUGGAAAGACAUUCAGUCAAAUAUACCAUUUUCCUAAACAAAUAACUAAUAAUUUCAUCACCGAGAAUGACAAUAUGACAUCCUAUCAAAAUCUAUGGGGUACAGCUAAAGCAGUAGUUGGUUCAAUUUAUAUCUGUGAGUGCAUGUUAACAUAUGCAUAUAAAUUGGGGUAGGCAGAGAUCAAUCAAUUGGCAUAUAAAUUAAAAAACUAGAAAGAGAAGAAAUGAAAAAUCCCCUGAGAAAAACUAAAUUAGAAGUCCUGAAAAUUAAAAAGGAAAUUGACAAAAUAGAAAGUGAAAGAAGUAUUGAAUUAAUAAGUAAGACUAGAAACUGAUACUUUGAAGAAAAACAAACAAAAUAGACAAAGUACUGGUAAAUCUAAUAAAUAAUAAAGGAAGGAAGGAAGAAAACCAAAUUAACAGUAUCAAAGAUUAAGAGGUAGACCUCACCUAUAUUGAAGAGGAAAUUAAGGCAAUCAUUAAAAACUAUUUUGCCCAAGUAUGUGGCAAUAAAUACCUCAAUUUGGGUGAUAUGGAUGAAUAUUUACAAACAUUUUAAUUGCCUAGAUUAACAGAAGAAAUAGAAUUCCGUAUCAGAAAAAGAAAUUGAACUUGUUAUCAAAGAACUCCCUACGAAAAAAUCCUCAGGGUCACAUGGAUUCACAAUUGAAUUCUAUCAAACAUUCAAAGAAUAACUAAUCCCAAUACAACACAAACUAUUUGAGACGAUAAGCAAAGUAGUUCUUUUAAAUUCCUUUUAUGACGCAAAUAUGGUACUGAUACCAAAGUCAGACAGAUUAAAAGCAAGAGAAAGAAAACUACAGACCAAUCUCCUUAAUAAACAUAGAUGCAAAAAUCUUAACUAGAAUACUGGCAAAAGGACUCCAACAAGGGAUCACGAGGAUUAUUCAUAAUAAUCAAGUGGGAUUCAUACCAGGAAUGCAAGAAUGGUUCAACAUUGGGAAAACCAUCUACAUAAUUGGAAGGAAAACCAACAAAAAUAACAUAAUUAUCUCAAUAAAUGCAGAGAAAGUCUUUGACAAAAUACAACACUCACUCCUAUUGAAAACAGUAUAAUUGAUAUGACUAGAAGGGCCUCUCCUAAAAAGAAUGAACAAUUUAAAACCAUCAACAAGGAUCAUCUACAAUGGAUGUAAAUUAGAAGCCUUCCCAAUGAGAUGAGGAGUGAAACAAGGAUGUCCAUUAUCACCUUUAUUAUUUAACAUGGUAGUAGAAACAUUAGGAGUAGGAAUUAGAGAAUAAAAAGAAAUUAAAGCUAUUAAAAUAGGCAAUGAGGAGACCCAGCUAUCACUUUUUAGAUGAAAUGAUGGUCUACUGAAAGAAUAUUAGGUAAAUGACUAAAAAGUUGGAAAUAAUUAACAAUUUUACCAAAAUUGCAGGAUACAAAAGAAACACACAUAAAUCAUAAGCACUUCUAUAAAUUUAGAACACAUCCAGGUAGCAAGAGUUAGAAAGAGUAAUUCUAUUUAAAUUCACCCUAGGCAAUAUAAAAUACUUUGGAUUCUAUUUGCUAAGACAAACACAGGAAUUAUACCAACUGUAAAGGAUAAUUUUAGCGUUGUGACUUAAAAAUCUAAAUGAUUGCCAGAGAAAAUCCCAAAAUAAUAAAAUACCCAAGUCAGCUCAAAAUUAUGGUAAUUUAUUUAAACUGCUCUGGCUUAGGCUGAGCCAGGCAGGAGUUAAAAGGCCUUGGCCAAAGGGGACUCCCUGAGCCUAAGGGAAAAUGAGUCAGUGUUAUCACUCACCACAAGACCGUCUCAAGGAAGCUGUUUGAGUGAGCUCCUCCAGGCUGAGUUCCUGGAUCCAUGCCAUAUGUCUGAAUCCCCUCCUGGCCUCUACAUCCUCUUUUUAAAGAUCUUUUCUCUUGUGUUACCUCCCUCAAAUUUUCAGGUCUACCAGUCACAACAGACACCUCUCUCUGCAGGACUGCCCAUUUCUUAUAUCUCACCCUCUGGUUAGAUUUUCUCCAGGACUACUCUUUAGUUCUGACCUUCUCUGGUUAGAUUAUAUCUUUUAAGCUACUUCUCACUUCUUUGUUAAAUUCACCUUUUGUUAGUUACUUGACCUUUAAUUUAACCUUUAGAGGUACUUAAAAUCUUUUUGUAUUAAGAUACUAAAAAUACACUUAGCUUAAAGUUCUUGCUUCACUAUAAGGUGAGAACUAAGUACCUUCAUUAUUCAAUCAGGAGAUUACAACUUUAUCUUCCCCUAAAUACUGUCUGAGUAGGGUGGAAUAAUUUUUGAAGUUCACACAACACAACUACAAAACACUUUGGACACAAUUAAAACUAGAUCUUAAACAAUUGGGAAAACAUUAAUUGCUCAUGGAUGAAUUAAAAUUAUAAAAAUGACAAUCCUACCUACUUAUUCAGUGCCAUACCUAUCAAACUACCAAGAAACUUUUUUACUAAAUUAGAAAAAACUAUAACAAAGUUGAUAUGGAAGAACAAAAAAAUCAAGACUAUCAAGGGAAGUAAUGAAGAAAAAAGUGAACGAUGGGAGCCUAGCAGUACCAGAUCUUAAACUCUACUAUAAAGCUGUGGUCAUCAAAAUAAUAUGGUACUGGUUAAGAGACAGAAGGAAGGAUCCUGUAAUAGUCUUGGAGUGAACCACCUCACCAAGACAUUGUAUGAUAAACUCAAAACUCCCAACUUUUGGGACAAAAACCUACUAUUUGACAAAAACAGCUGGGAAAAUUGGAAAACGGUAUGGGAGAGAUUAGUUUUAGAUCAUAAGAAAAGCCUCUGACAAAACUCUCAAUUACUCUGACAAUUACUCAAAGGUAAGGAGCUAAGUCAGUUGAACAAAAAUUCAAGCUAUUCCCCAUUAGAUAAAUGUGCUAAAAAUAAAUAAUGAACUGGAGGAAUUCCAUUUGAACUGGAAUGACCUCCUGGAACUGAUUCAGUAUGAAAGAUGAGAAACUUAUACACAGUGGCACGAUGGAAUAUAAUGGACUUUUCUACUAGCAGCAAUGUAAAAGAUCAAGGACAUUUCUGAGGGACUUAUGAGAAAGAAGACUACCCACAAGAAGAACUGUGGGAGUAGGAACACAGAAGAAAAACAACUGCUUCACCACAUGGUUUAGAUGGGGGAUGUACACUAAACAAUCACCCUAGGGCAAAUAUCAGUAAUAUGGAAAUAGGUCUUGAUGAAAGACACAUGUAAAACCCAGUGGAAUUUCAGGUUGGCUUCAGCAGAUGGGUGAGAUUAGGGGAGGGAAAGAACAUGAAUCAUGUAACCAUAGAAAUAUUUUCUUAAUGAAUCAAAAUUAAAUUUAAAAAAAUAACAGUAAAAGAUGAAAAUACAAAAAUAAAAUAAAAACUGAAAAAGAAUUCCAA